This is a messenger RNA of Spinacia oleracea (spinach), 754 nucleotides long. RefSeq lists its product as uncharacterized. NCBI's taxonomy places the organism in Eukaryota, Viridiplantae, Streptophyta, Magnoliopsida, Caryophyllales, Amaranthaceae. The record is from RefSeq and is a predicted model, not a curated record. The transcript has 2 exons. The coding region runs from base 160 to 642 and encodes 160 amino acids.
UUGUGUCCUGAGUUUUAAGGGUAGGUUGAUAAGUGAAGGAAACAGGAAGACAAACCCAUACUAUACCAUGUUCUUCCUAGAUAUGACCUUCAUUUAAAGCUUUUGAUCACUAUAUAUGUAAACACAAAAACUUGCUUUGAAUCUCGGUUCUACAAAAGCAUGUCAAUCCUUUCCUCUUUAGUUUUGAUCUCUCUUUUAUGCUUAAUUUCCUCAAGUACACCAUCUAUAGCGAGUCGACGACUCACCGGAGAUAUUUCCGUCACACCGGAGAUACCUCGAAACACCACAUUUCAUGAACCCAUCAAGAACAACAGUGAGAAGGUGAAAGUGGAGAGCACAAUCGACGUGAACUCGUCAUCAUCACAAGUGAACUUAAAUGCUAAACUCAAGAUGAAAAAGGAGAGAACAACGAAGCGAAAAAGCGUCGAAGAUGACGAUCACAAGCCGGAAAAUGGUACGAAACGAGACGGAAGACAAGGUAGAGCAACGCGUGCAUAUGCUAAAAACUCAGGAAAAGUCGUAAAGAGUAAGUUUGGUAGAGUAGUCUCAUGGCGUGUGCCUCGGUCGAAAAAUGAAGUACCACAAACAGGUUUCAACUUAGAUUAUGCACCACCAAAAGUACACCCUCCUACCCACAACUAAACAAUUUUGCAAAUUUCUUUUUCUUUUUUGUUUCUAGAGAGAAAAUCGGUCUAUUAUAUACGGAAUAUUAUGAGUACUACUGUAACAACUUGUAUAUUGUACUGAGAAUACU